Molecule: messenger RNA, 600 nt
Organism: Gossypium raimondii (Peruvian cotton)
Lineage: Eukaryota; Viridiplantae; Streptophyta; Magnoliopsida; Malvales; Malvaceae
Product: V-type proton ATPase subunit F
Exons: 5
Coding region: 136-528 (130 amino acids)
Biological process (GO): proton transmembrane transport
Cellular component (GO): membrane; proton-transporting V-type ATPase, V1 domain
Molecular function (GO): proton-transporting ATPase activity, rotational mechanism
Source: RefSeq, a predicted model, not a curated record
GCUUUGGCGGAUAAUACGGCAAGCACGGUUACAAUCUGGUAGAAACAAUUUAUACACUGCGAAUUGCGAAGAUAUUCAAAUUGAACGACGAAAGUAGGCGUAGGUGAUCCUUGAGUAAAGUGCAAAAGUUCAUCAAUGGCGAAUACAGCUCAUAUUCCCACUAGCAACUCUGCUCUUAUUGCUAUGAUCGCCGAUGAGGACACCGUGGUUGGAUUUCUACUUGCUGGAGUGGGUAAUGUUGACUUGCGGAGAAAGACAAAUUAUCUUAUUGUGGACUCAAAAACCACUGAUAAACAAAUUGAAGAUGCAUUUAAAGAGUUCACAACAAGGACGGAUAUUGCUAUCGUGCUGAUUAGUCAAUAUGUCGCUAAUAUGAUAAGAUUUUUAGUGGAUAGCUAUAACAAGCCUAUUCCUGCAAUUUUGGAGAUUCCAUCCAAGAACCAUCCUUAUGAUCCUGCACAUGAUUCUAUUCUUUCACGAGUUAAACACCUCUUCAAUGCAGAAUCAGUGGCAUCUACAAGGCAUUAAAUGCAGAUACCCUUGAGAUUUUCACUAUCCAGUGAUGUUUUAAAAUUUUCGAUUGAUUAUAUUAUGACUUAA